GGCACCGGAAAAGCCGUCGUUGAUUUCAGAUAAUGCUGAGACGAUCCCUUGUGUUUAUUUACUCUGAUAAGUCGAGUUUCAAGUACAAACUGCAUUGCAUGGGAGUCUCCUGUUCCAGUAAAAUGGCUUCAAACAUGGAGUGGAAGUCAGCAACUAGCAUUUAUAACUUCAAUGCAAAGGAUAUAGAUGGAAAUGAUGUUUCACUUGAAAAAUACAGUGGCCAUGUUUGCCUAAUUGUGAAUGUGGCAACCAAGUGAGGUAUGACGGCGAAGAACUACGACCAGCUAGCAAAACUGCACGCCAAAUAUGCUGAGUCGAAGGGUCUUCGCAUUCUGUUGUUUCCAUGCAACCAGUUCGGAGGUCAGGAGCCAGCGCCUGAGCCAAAGAUCAAGGAGUUCAUGUUACAACACAGUGACGGGUUCGAAAUGUUUAGUAAGAUAAACGUGAAUGGCAGCGAUGCCCAUCCUCUCUAUCACUACCUUAAACACAAACAGGGAGGCACCCUUGGGAAUUUUAUAAAAUGGAACUUCACGAAAUUCCUAGUCGAUAAGAAUGGAAUUCCAGUCAAAAGAUAUGCACCUAACACUGAACCCUUUUCCUGUGAGAAAGACUUUGAGAAGUAUUGGUAGCUAAACCCCAAGAGUUCUUGCAAUCCAGAUUUGUUCCCGCUUCAUGAAGGAUAUAUUUAUUUUUUUGUCGUGAAAGAACGGAAUAAAAAUGUCCUUAAAAGUCUUGGUCUUGCAGUGACAAUAGAUUCUGGAUUUAUAUUUUAAAAGAGACAUUAAAAAAGGUAUUUACCAAAUUGGGGAAAGAUUUAUGGAACCAUAUUCUGUGAAUUCAAACAUCAAUUGAUGACACAUAUAUUAUUGUGAUGUUUUAUUAUUGUGAAAUUUGUUUAUUUUGAAAAAAAAACUUGUCAGCUAAGAGUUUACCCGAAGUAUUGGUUAGUGUUUAUCAAUUUAAACGUGGUCAGGUCAGGCACAGGUGGUUGACUACUUUAAAUUGAUAUGUUUAAACAAACAUUAAACAGCUUAGUGUUCAAAAUUGGGUUUUGUCCGCUGGCCAAGACUCUAUGUAAAAUAGCUGAUAUACCUGGUCAAAAUCAAUAGAAGUUACCUGCUACUUGCCAAAAUAAAUUUAUGGCAUAUUUGAAAAAUACCGCAAGCUCAUUGGACAAAAUGUACUUUCGAACAUCAAGUAUUAUUUACACUUUGAUAUCAAGUAAAUGCGAAAAUUUGAUAACAUAUUUCUGAAAUGUUUCAUUUUGUAGUAUAAGUGAUGAUAAAAAGUGGAAAGUGACUAUAAAAAUGAUUUUAUGAGCAAAUGACUGACAGUCAGUCCGAAGACAUGAACAUGUAGUAAAAUCUGCAUGAUACACAAACCAGUUUGUAAGUUUGCAUUAUGUUGAAAGAGAAACAUUGAUAGGUUGUUUUAACAGUAUUUAUUUUUUGAUAGCAUUGGUAUAUAAUAUAGAAGACACAAGAAGGCAUGAGAAGUUUUUAUGUACACAAAUGUAUACUUUUAGAUCUAUUUUUUAAUUAUAGCUGUUUUUGUUGUUGGUUGCGUUCUGUUUUAUCAAUAAUUUCAGGGCAAAGCAAUUUUACAUGUAGAGUCAUUUCACAUGUACUUAAAUACACCUGAUAUAUAUAUUUGUUUCAUAUCAAAAGUUCAAAAUUCAUUAUUGUAAUUUUCAUGUGUUGUUUUUAUCCUGAAUUUGAGCAGUACCAAAUACGCUUAAAAAUACCUCUGUGAAUACCUCUAAGUCCUCCGACUUAUAAAGAGUUAUAUGAUUUCGAGUUUACCCUAGACUGGUUCAGAAAGGAGAGGCUGACAGUAGACUUAAUGACGGAAAAUUUUAUAAACCAGUCAACUGGAUAUUUUUUCCUGACUCUUCAUUGGCGUGCGGAAACUGUCUAGCUGUCUGCCUUGAAUUUUAGAUCAAGUCAUGUGUAAACAGAAUGUCUAUAUAAAUUUGCUGGGUAUUGUUUUUGUAUAUUAUGUUGUUGAUUGAUUCUCCUGUUGUGGUAUGUUUAGUUUUACAUUAUGUUCAUAUUGAUGUUGUUGCAACUACAUUCCCUACAGUCCUCUGGUUUUGAACUAUCAUUUGAUUGUUAACAUUGUUAUUUUGUAUUUCCUCUAAGUGUCGGUCAAUAAAGCAGUUGAUAAUUAUG
Mya arenaria is the source of this 2171-nucleotide messenger RNA. RefSeq names its product glutathione peroxidase-like. Gene Ontology annotation, biological process: response to oxidative stress. The record is from RefSeq and is a predicted model, not a curated record. NCBI's taxonomy places the organism in Eukaryota, Metazoa, Mollusca, Bivalvia, Myida, Myidae. The transcript is spliced from 6 exons. Gene Ontology annotation, molecular function: glutathione peroxidase activity.